AUGAAUUUCAGAUCUCCAUUCAGCGUCGUUACAAGGGUUGUUUUAAAACACGAGUUUGACCCCUCGACGGAAAUCUACAAAUUGACGCACAAAUGCAAAGCAGCAAGUAGGGAAAUCAAGGCUCAAGACAAGAUCUCGCUUCACAUGCACAUUGCUCCACACCCUCGCGACCAUGUUCCACCGCGUGAGAUGGCGGAUAAGCUUGUGCAAUCCUACAUGCAGACCUUUGGAUCUAUCUACAGGGUCCUGCAUAUCCCCAAAUCCCUGGAAGAAUAUGAGUUGUACUGGUCGAAUCCGGAAACGAGCAGCCAGGCCCAUGUCGUUGCCAAGCUAUUACUGGUUAUGGCAAUUGGCACGGUUUUUCAGCCGCGACAGGAAGCAUUUGUGCUCCGGUCAUCUGCUCUACAAUGGAUCUAUGUCGCUCAGACUUGGAUCACCACACCAUUUGACAAAUGCCGUUUAACCAUUGAAGUUAUACAGCUCCAAUGCCUUCUGAUCUUCGCCCGGCUUGUGCAUGAUGUCGAUGGGGACCUACUUCGGCUUUCCGCGGCAUCCCUUCUUCAAACGGCCAUGCAGAUUGGCCUUCAUAUUGACGCCGAGAUAAACGAUUUUCCAAAUAUAUCUCCCCAAGAAAUCCAGUUGAGAAGGAAUUUGUGGGCCAUGGUUUUGGAGAUUGUGGUACAGAUGAGCGUUGACUCUGGCGGAAUACCGCUCAUUCGUGCCUCGGACUAUGACUUCAAGUCUCCGUCUCUCCUCACCCGACUGCAAAUUGCAGCUUUCGUCAAUGACUUUCGUUACUAUUCUACGACUCUUCUCGCCCAGUCUCGCUGCCGUGGGACAUACUUCCAGAAGAAGAGGGGUGCAGCCAUGGGCCUAGGCGCAGCAGGUUCUUCUGUCGGAGGCGUCGUCCUUCCCAUAGCUUUGAACGAGCUGCUACACACCAGCGUAGGCUUUGGUUGGGCGGUACGGAUUAUCGGUUUCAUAGUUCUAGCUCUUCUAUUGCCAGCUAGUAUGUUCAUCAAAUCUCGUCUACCUCCUCGCAAGUCAUCUCUAUUCAUGCCAUCGGCCUUCAAGCAGCCAGAAUACGCCAUCUUGAUCGCUGUAUGCUUCUUCGCUACCUUAGCAAUGUACCCGCUUCUAUUCUACUUCCCUUCUUCUGGCAUCGCGAAUGGCAUGAGAACCAAACUCGCCUUUUAUCUGGUCGCAAUCCUCAACGCAGCUUCUUUCCCCGUCGAGUCCUAA
Talaromyces marneffei is the source of this 1242-nucleotide messenger RNA. RefSeq lists its product as uncharacterized. Gene Ontology annotation, cellular component: nucleus. Gene Ontology annotation, biological process: regulation of transcription by RNA polymerase II; DNA-templated transcription. The transcript is spliced from 2 exons. NCBI's taxonomy places the organism in Eukaryota, Fungi, Ascomycota, Eurotiomycetes, Eurotiales, Trichocomaceae. Bases 1 to 1242 code for a protein of 413 amino acids. The record is from RefSeq and is a predicted model, not a curated record. Gene Ontology annotation, molecular function: zinc ion binding; DNA-binding transcription activator activity, RNA polymerase II-specific; RNA polymerase II cis-regulatory region sequence-specific DNA binding.